This is a messenger RNA of Cyclocybe aegerita, 1662 nucleotides long. The record is from the annotation of a GenBank genome assembly. NCBI's taxonomy places the organism in Eukaryota, Fungi, Basidiomycota, Agaricomycetes, Agaricales, Hemipholiotaceae.
UGACUCCACCCCCGGACCAUGUUUACGACUAUAGCCACGAGAACGGACGGUUUCAAGAAUCAGGGUGGGGAAUCCGCGCAGGAAGACUUCCCAUGUAUAGUCCAGUGUGGACCAACGAUAAGCCUUGGGCACAAAAAUGGUCGACCAAAUUCACCUCGACACUCGCGGAGCUUCCAAACAUCGUCGCGCACUAUCUUCCUUUAUCCAACAGACGAUCGGCUAGAUCCUUCGUGACCGGAAGACCCUCCAUGACGUCCAACACCUCAUCUUCCAAUUUUCUCUUCAUCCUACUAUGCGGCCUGUGGUACACCACUUCUGCGUUAUCAUCGAACACUGGAAAGGCCAUCUUGAAUCAAUUCCGCUACCCCGUCACUCUCACCUUUGUCCAAUUCGGCUUCGUCGCAUCCUACUGCCUGUUGUUCAUGUCGCCAGCCGUUCGUUUCUCCAAGCUUCGAACGCCGACGAAAGCGAUACUACGUAGCACCUUUCCAAUGGGCCUUUUUCAAGUGGGCGGUCAUAUUUUUUCCAGUAUCGCCAUUUCCAGAAUUCCGGUCAGCACUGUCCACACAAUUAAAGCUCUUUCUCCCCUAUUUACGGUCGCCGCAUACGCCUUACUAUUCGGUGUAAGCUAUUCAAGCAAGACUUACAUAUCCCUCCUCCCUCUUACUGUUGGAGUCAUGCUGGCAUGCUCAUUCGACGUCUCGGCAUCCAAUGUCAUGGGCCUACUGUGCGCUUUCGGAUCAGCCAUUGUGUUCGUUACCUCGAACAUAUUCUUCAAGAAGAUCAUGCCCUCUAAAUCCCCCAGUGGAUCGUCUGGUUCAAGCCACAAGCUCGACAAAAUGAAUCUUCUUCUCUAUUCCUCUGGAAUGGCAUUCCUAUUAAUGAUCCCCAUCUGGAUGUACUACGACCUCCCAGUAUUUCUGUCUGGCACCAUUCAACCUGCCGUAGCGAAGGGAGGACCCCCAGCCCACUCGGUUUCGUAUUAUUUCUUCAUGAACGGAACCGUCCACUAUGCUCAAAACAUCAUCGCCUUCGUCAUCCUCUCAUCCACUUCUCCCGUUACCUACUCCAUCGCCUCGCUUAUCAAACGCGUUGCUGUGAUCUGUAUCGCUAUUGUGUGGUUCAACCAGUCUGUCCAUCCCGUUCAAGCAAUCGGCAUCGUCAUGACCUUCACUGGUCUCUACAUGUACAACAACGCAAAGGGAGAUGUUGAGAAGGGCGAGAAGAAGCUGCGGAGAAUAGAAGCCGCCAGGGAUAUGAUGCUACCUACCACUAAGGAAGACUCGAAGAUGAUGCUGGGCACGGACACCCCUCCUUCGGAGAUGGUACCAGAGUAUCAACAGGAGGUCGGUCUCGGGUCGGGAACGAUGUAUGGACGAACAAGAGCAAAGUCUUUGUCGCAGAAUAGUCAUCCACUUCACCGGCCACCCCCUUCAAACCCGUUACAUAUCAAGACUUCUGGGCAUAUACCUCCGACGAUAAAGGAAGGCGGUGGAUCACCAGUAGACCUAUAUCCCUCACCUCCGCUAUCUAAUGACUCUCCUCCGGUGAAUACGAUUCCCCUUCCAGGGCAGAAUCCUUACGGUGUGCAAGAUACCUGGGAUAGGUCACACUUGCACCACCACCAUGCACAUCACCCACCGCCUGUGUACGCGUCAUGAU